UGCUGGUUGAAGACGGUUUCCCUUUGUGUAAGACAUGUGGACGGAGAGUGGCAACGAAACAUGGGAACACGUUUAACAUGUUCGCUCAUCUCCGUGACAACCAUCCGAUUCAAUUCAGGGAUAUAAAGAGUAGCCAUGCAUCUAGCAGUGCUGGUUCAUCUUCAGCUGAAGCCAUUGUUCAGCCAACAGUAAAAGAGGCAUUCCAGCGUCAGGCUUCAUAUGGACCCUCAUCUCAUCGGGCCAAAGAAAUACAUCAUGCAAUAUCCUAUUAUAUUGCUAAGGACAUGAUACCAAUUCACACUGUAGCAAAACCAGGAUUUCAGAAACUGAUGAAGACUACAGUUCCACUUUACAAAAUUCCUUCAGAGAAGUUUUUCUCAAAAACAGAAUUACCCAAAAUGUACAACAGUUUAAAAGAGGAAAUUGGCAAGCGAAUAGCCCGGGGGAAAUGGUAUGCAGCAACCACUGACCUGUGGACUAGCAGUGGAGGAAGCGGACAUCCAUACAUCAGCUUCACCAUCCACUACCUCUUAGACUGGAAACUUCAAUCAAAUUGCCUGGAAACAGUUCUUUCCAGAAGACCACACUGCUGACAAUAUCAGAGAAUUUUUGGAUAAUAUGUUGCAAGAGUGGGGCAUCAACAAAGAGCAUCUUGUCAGUGUUACAACUGAUAAUGCUACAAACAUGAAAAAGGCCUUUGAGAGUGCCACCACCUUCCCCUGCUGCAAGUGGUUUGGAUGUUUUGGCCACAACUUGAAUCUGGCCAUUUCUAAAGCUCUGAAAAAUCAGAGGGUGGACACAGCUAUCCGAGCUUGUCGACAUUUGGUGCAGGGAUUUUCAAGGAGUUGGAAGAGGAGAAGAGAGCUCAGAAAUAAGCAAGAGGCCUUAAACAUCCCUCAGAGGUCGCUCAUCAAUGAUGUAGUCACUCGAUGGGGAUCGACUCAGAAAAUGUUGCAGAGGUUUAUUGAACAACAGCAGGCAGUCUGUGCUGUACUGGCAACUGAGAGAGGGGCAUGGCAUUUGAUGCCAAAGGAUGCAGAUAUUGCAGUCAUUGAGCAAGUCUUAAAAAUCCUAGAACCACUCAGUGCUUUCACUGAUGCUUUGGCUUCAGAGAGCCGAGUAAACCUGUCAGCCCUGAAGCCGGUGUUAAGUCACAUCAUCUCAGACAUUCUUGAUGUGAAAAAUGAAGACAGCGCCCUUACCAAAGACCUGAAGAGGUUAAUGAAGUCAGAUCUUGAGUCCAGGUACACUGAUGAUGCAAAGAAGGUGAUGGACUUGAUAAGCUUUGUUGAUCCACGGUUUAAGGGAAGCUUUUCUGAAGAUCUUGAGGCCACAGUCAACUUCUGCACUGAGGAAGCUUCAAAACUGACAUUCCAAACAGUGAGCGAGGGACUUGCCCAGACAGAGCAAACCAGCACAGCCUCCCCCACCCCCACUUCUGAAAAUCAGCGGCAAAGCUUGGCCACCCUUCUCAACAAAAUCACCUCCACAAGGCAACAGAGGGCAGAGGAGGGUGAACACAGCAGCACCCUGAGCCUGAAUUCCAAGAUUGAAGCAGAGGUAAAAGUGUAUAUUUCUGUGCCAGUAAUAAAAUCAGAGACAGAGCCAUUGCAGUGGUGGAGUCUGCAUACUGAAGAGCUACCUCAUCUAGCUGCAGUUGCACAGAAGUUUCUCUGCAUACCCGCAACAAGUGUUCCUUCAGAGAGGGUAUUUAGUGCCAGUGGACACAUUCUCUCACCUCUCCGUGCAAAGCUCAAGCCAGAAAAAGUGAACAUGCUCACAUUUUUGCACUUUAAUCUGGAGGACUAAAACAUGACAGCACAGAAGGAAUACCCGGAAGAUAACAGGAAUCGUUUGCAAAUGUUUAUUGUUGGCACUUUAAAGCUGUUCUUUUACUCUUAAGUAUAUUUAUAAGCAGUUAACAAUAGUUGUUCUUUUGCAGUUUGCACUUUAUUCUGUUUUAAUAAACUCACUUUAUACAUC
Messenger RNA from Triplophysa rosa, 1983 nucleotides. RefSeq names its product E3 SUMO-protein ligase ZBED1. Gene Ontology annotation, molecular function: protein dimerization activity. The transcript is spliced from 2 exons. Lineage: Eukaryota; Metazoa; Chordata; Actinopteri; Cypriniformes; Nemacheilidae. The record is from RefSeq and is a predicted model, not a curated record. Bases 619 to 1809 code for a protein of 396 amino acids.